Molecule: messenger RNA, 1266 nt
Organism: Ogataea parapolymorpha DL-1
Lineage: Eukaryota; Fungi; Ascomycota; Pichiomycetes; Pichiales; Pichiaceae
Exons: 1
Coding region: 1-1266 (421 amino acids)
Biological process (GO): inner mitochondrial membrane organization
Cellular component (GO): mitochondrial inner membrane
Source: RefSeq, a predicted model, not a curated record
AUGAUUGGAGAAAAACAAAUGGUGAGAAAACACGCGUUUGCCAAUGCAUUGUUGCAUAGACAACUGAAGCGUAGCAUUUCGAUCCAUCAGGCUUCCAACAUUGUUAUAGAUAAGAGGCAGCAUGACAUCUCGCCAGUUUCCAGCAAUAUCUCCGAGCUUUCCUCAGAUAGUUACCAAUUGCCUAGCGAGGCUGUCUUUGAAACGAUAGGACAUAAUCAAUCUACUCUUUCUCUUACUGUUCCACCUUCUGUGCCGGUCCAUGUGAAGCGUGGAUCAUUGAUGGCGCUUUUCACUGCCACGGAGACGAAAGCUAGCAUGAAAGAUAUUGUUCAAUCGAAAUUGGAAGUGCAAGAGCCAUUGAAACGAUUAGCCUAUGGUGGGCACACAUUUCUCUAUCAACGACUAAUAUCCACUGUUCCUUUGACCCUGUUGGUUUCAGCUUACGACAGCACCUCGAUCGUUCGCAGAUCGAAAACUUCCAAGACCUUCUGUAAUUUGUCACUAGAUGGGUCUGUGGAUUGGGCUCUCUUUAAACCUGACUCUGUUCAGGCAUACAGUGGUAACUCGCUGACGAUCACUAGCCAAAAGCUCCCUAGAUCCGUCUCAAGAGCCGGGGUGCGAAAAUUUGGCCUUCUUAAAAAUUCAACCCCUGGUCUUGCGGGAUCGUUUUCAUCUGGAUACAAGCACGUUUCAGGGCGGGGAUAUGUCUCCCUUGUUGGAGAGGGCUCCAUUUUCAAGUUGAAUCUUGAUGAAGACGAAGAGAUUCUUGUCAGAAAGGACAAUUUGUUUGCGGCCUCCAUAACCCAAACACAAGACUUAGAGGACGGAUACUUUGUCUCUCAAACUUUAGACAGGCAUUUACAAGCUGAAGUAGAGGUCAAAGUGAGUGAUACACAACAAGAGGAAAGCGUCUUUUCCAAGGUUAAAGAAUUCAUUUCCAAGGGUUGGAGUUACCUCCAUCAUAGACAGCAGUCCUUAUUUGAUACGAUCAUUGGUAACGGAAGUUAUAUCAAUGUUAGAGGCCCUCGCAUCUUGCUGAUACAGGCCAACACGGGCGAAGAUCGAUUUGUCCUCGGAAGCCGAAGCUCGGUCUCAUCUGUGGAGAAGUAUAUUAAAAAAGGCGGUUUUUCACAGCCGUCCAGAUCCACUGAAGACUAUCUGAGCUAUGCUACGGUCAAAGAUGGGCGCGUAGAGUUCCGAAACACUCCAAACUUUGACGAGACGGUAGCCAAAAUUGAAUCGAAGGGACAAGACAAGGCUGUGUAA